Symbiodinium natans is the source of this 441-nucleotide messenger RNA. Lineage: Eukaryota; Dinophyceae; Suessiales; Symbiodiniaceae. The record is from the annotation of a GenBank genome assembly.
AUGAUUGCCAAACACAGAAUUGGAACAUAUUAUCUCAUUGCAAUACUUGUCGACGGGCCAGGGCUGGCAGUCGCAGCGCGUGGCUCCAGCUCCAGCAUCCUGUGCCGUGCCAGGAAAACUGGCAGAUACCUCAACGUCAACGACGGGGUCGCAGGCUGCUGCGAACUUUGCAGCUUGGAUCACGACCUGACCAUCCACCACUUGAUCCCAAAGGUGCACUGGAAGCGAAUGAAGAAGCGCCGGCAGGUCUCAGGCAAAGAUGAGCCGCCGACGGCGAUUCUAUGCAGGACCUGCCACAGCAAGGUGCACCGCACCUUCGCUCACAGUGAGCUUGGGCGCAAGUACAACACGAUUGAGGCACUCGGAGAGGCACCAGAGCUGCAACGAUAUUUGGAGUCUCGUCGACCAUGGGGCCAAGCACAAGCCAUGGCCAGGCGGUGA